Molecule: messenger RNA, 4056 nt
Organism: Linnemannia hyalina
Lineage: Eukaryota; Fungi; Mortierellomycota; Mortierellomycetes; Mortierellales; Mortierellaceae
Source: the annotation of a GenBank genome assembly
AUGGCACCAAAAUCGGCAGCAAAGAAGGCUGCUCAAGAAGGAGUAGAAGUACUGACCAUUUCCACCACCAACACCACCUCAAACGACAACAUCGACAGCUGGAAUGACCCUGAGGACAAGACAGACACAGACACGCGGGAUACAUCCCCAACUUCUUCCUCAGCAGGAUCGGCACCUAUUAGCAACAGUUCCUCGAACAGUCUUGACAGCAGCGCGGGGAGUGACAGUGUCGGUACCAAGCGCAGCGCCAGCAGAAAGAAAAAUCAGAAGCGAAGGGAGGCAGCUAAGAGGAACAAGUCAGGAGCUACAACACCCACAACAACAACAACGCCUACACCAGCACCACAAGAACAACUCGAUAUCAUAACAGAGAAGAAUGUCAUUACCGAAACUGUCACACUCCACAAUAUCAACACAACGACGCCAUUACCACCAACCGACCUGGACAGCUCGCUGCAGGAGGACAGGACAACAAUUGAAUCUCAACCAGACAACGCACCAGAACUAUAUGAAGAUUCUUCAGAACCUGCCUUCUCCGAGCCGACAACAGCCAACUUGCUAGGUCUAGACGAUGUCGUACAAACAGACGACUCUCUGCUUCCACCUCCUCCUACCAAGAACAAACUCGAAAUCGCCCACAUUUGGCUGCAAGACACCAACCAAGAAUCAAGUGUCACUGGGCAUGGCACUUCCAUCAUACCUGGAAUGCAACCCAGGCGCCCAGCGCCAGCAGCAGCAGAAGUCCAUGAUUUCCCACCCUUGAAAUCUGAAAUCGAAAUCUUUACCUCACCAACAAUCUUGAAAGGGUCUGAGGCCGUCCCUAAUGCAGAGACCGAAAUCGGGACCCAGAUCGAGACGGCAGUGGAACACAAUCAGUUUCACUCGUGGAGUAGUGCCAGUGAGCGUAUCGUUGUUGGUGCGAUCCAAUGUCUUACCGAGACCAAGGAUAUGGAACUCUCCUAUGUCUCACUCCUCUCUGCCAUCACUGUCCUCAACAGCCGGCACGCCGACAGUGACAACUAUGGAGGAGUAGAUAGUGACAAGGAAACCGUGCGACAGGAGGUCAUUUCGCCCGAUGCGUUGUACAUUCGACUCUACAAGGCUAUUCUGAAUGCUGGCUGCCAUCUGCAGGACGAGGAUCAUGUUCGUCUGGGUCAGUUCUUAUUCGACCGACAAAACACCGAAGACUCUCUCUACUGCUUGAACAAGAUUAGUCCAACCCGAUGGACCAGCCACAUCUACCGCCUGGCCAUCUCCUGCCACCUCUUCACCCAGCCCCGCCAUCUCCAUGAGGCUGAGAUCCUUUUCAACCAGUACCUUGCCCACAACAAGUUACUCUCCUCCUCUCCUUGGUCCUCCUCCCCUUCCACUUCCCCUUCUGCGACAAACCAAGGAAGACCGAUGCGAGGCAGCAGAGCAUUAAAGGGCAUGGACCGCGAACAGUUCACCAAGGGCCUAAUUCAGAAUUGGUUCAAGCAGCAGUUGGAUGCAUCUAAAUGGGACGAGAUCAAGGCUCAGUACGAACGGAGAAGGGCUAGGUUGUUGGAUGCUCCUUCCAAUAUUGAGCGGUUCUCGGCGUCUUUGCUGGAUAUGGAUUCUCUGUCUGUAAGGUUGAGCGCGCACAGGAGAGGAGGGUCAAGUGUCUCGAGGGCUUCAGUUGUGGCUGAUUAUGGGUCUGCCGCCUCUAGUUCAGCCGAGUCCUUAGCACCAACAUCAGCAGGAACGACCGGUACCACUCUAGUACCUACGUUGGCCGCAUCAGAACCAGCGCCACCAGUCGCCACCCAACCCAGGCGCUCAUCUUUUUCGUUGUUCUCCGCGUUCAGGUCCUCCAAACCCACAGCUGCUACCCCUCCAGUUCCCACCAUCCAAACACGCGACAUGCCCAGGCCCUUGUCUCUCCCAAGCGCAUCCACAAACACCAUCCAAGUGAACCGUCACCUCGCCAUACUUGACAACGGCAUGCUGGAGGAAUGCGUCAACCACAAACAGUUCGAGUACGGAUGGAGUAUCUAUGAGCGUAUGGGACCGUCGCUGGAAGACAAGGAUACUGCCAAGAUUGCAAUGCGGCUUUGUAAACGCGCCUUUUUGGGGCAUGGGUUGGGGUCAAAUUCGCCUGGGUCGCCUAGCGUUUUGGCGAAGGAUGUUUAUUUCGAGGAUGAGGCUGUUCGAUGGGCAACGACUGGCGAGCAGAGCGCACGUAUGGGAGCAGGAGGAGGAGGAUCAGAGUGUAGUAAGACGGUACAGGAGGAUCCCGAGAUCUGGGAGGCACGUGCCUGGGUGAUUUACAACAAGGCCACGAUGAACCCCUACUUCCUCAACUCCACCGGCAGCCCUUCCAACUCGCCUACUCAAACCCAAAGUCCCAGUGUUGCUCCCGGUGCUACUUCCUCCACCUCCGCCGCUACUGGCACCAGCAGAGGGAAUGGGGCCUUGACGAGUCCAGUAUCAUCCAUGGCGGGCACGACAGCUCUUUCAGUCUUUCUGCACAACAUCUUGACAAUCGCUAUCAACUCUCAGGAGCGAUCGUCACGGUACCUCAAGGCAUUCAGGAUCUAUAGCACCAUGAGGAACGACCCUUUGGGCCAGUACCAGUCGCAGCUCAGGGAUCCGUUUGUGAUGACUUGUAUGAUCAAGGCCAUCUAUGAUACCGUCCUCAUCCUCGUCAGGGUACAAGAUCAGCAGCGAUAUCAGCAGCAGCAACAACAACAACAACAACAACAACAACAGCCAUCUUCGGCAGCAACAUCACAGCAGCGAAGAGCAUCUGUGACUUCACUUGCACCCAACCAACAGCAGACGCAGCAGAUGACGAUUGGACCGUUGAUUGACCUAGCGUUCGAGAUCUAUGCGGACAUGCGGAAUGUGGGACCCAUCCGCCACUUGCCUCGGUUGAGCGCACUCGCUCCAUCUACACCAACCCCAAAAACCCCGCAAACUGCCCAGGCUGUAACGGCCGGUAGAAACAUGGGUAGUAGCAUGUCGAUUUUCUUUCAACUGUCCAAUCGCACCCCAGCAUCGUCCUCCACAGUUGUUGAUCUUUCUGCCUGUGGCGUGACUGCACCCUCCAACGGAGUCCCCCCCGCCAACCCCGCCAACACCCCCCUCACUACAUCUGCAACCACCAAUUAUACUACUGGCUUCUAUUCUACCCCCACAACCUCAUACAGUUCAUCACACGCUCUCCCCUGCGUCCUCCAAGACCUAAACCCAACCCUCCACCCCACCAUCGUCGCCCGUCGCCUCCCGACAGAACUCUACCUCGCCCUCCUCCACCUCUGUAUCCAAGUCCCCCUCUCCGGCGUCAGCGUCUCCUCCCAAGUCGUUAAAACCAUCGUUGCAGACAUGGUGUCCACAAAACCUGGACAGCAGCCUGCGAAUCUAGAUCGACACCUUUCGGCGGCGUUGCAAGUGUAUCACGAUCGAUGGAUGUGUCGGACAGUGGAACUUAAAGGACGACGGAGGUGUCAGAGUAGCUCUGGUCGAAGGACUCAUGUUGAUGAGAGUGAUGGAGGCGAAAGAGAGCUGGAGGGAGUUGAUGAUUUGGAGACAGAGGAGGUUCAACAGGAUGAUGAUGAUGAUUCAGAGGAAGAGAUUGAAGAGGGAGGCUGUAUUUUCCAUGGGUGGAUGUACCGCCCAGAGGAGUAUGUCCUCAAACACAUGGCGUCCUCUUCCAGUUCCUCUUCCGGCGACCUUGCCAACAGCAACAACACAUCAAUCAACGCAGACGAACUCCCUUCACAGUCUGCAGAGGAGAAGGACUCGCCGUUCGAGGUAUCAAAGUAUGAUGCGGAUCUGGAUGAACUGGACCGGUACCUUGACAAGAAGAAAGCCGGUCUCUCCGAUGAGAGAAACAACAACAGCAGCGACAGGAGAGGUCAGAAUACAAGCGAGGGCGCGGCGGGGGGGAACAGUUGGAUGGAGGGGCUGGACCAUGAUACGUGUAAUGGGCGGUUUUAUUGGGACAUGUGGGACCGAGAGGAUCCGGUGUUGCAGGAGAUUCAGUUCUCGAGAAGAAGGGCGAGGAUGUUAUGGCGCCAUGUCGCUGAGCUUUGA